GUGGAACUCAAGGUCGCAGUCUUUUGAUAUGUGCAUUAUGUUUACGUGGAUUUUGCUUUUCAUUGGUAUCUCAUGUGUUUCGGCAGAAAAAUUGCCAGUUAUUAUAUGGCAUGGGAUGGGUGAUCGUGGCACAGGACCUGGAAUUCAGAAGCUUGCAAAUUUAAUCAAGUUAGAUCUACCUGGGACAUACGUUAAGUGCAUAACGACGAGCGACUUUGUUAUUGAGGAUAUUCGAGAUACAUACUUCAUGCCGAUUAAUGAUCAGUUGGAUUAUGUCUGUCGUAUGUUACAUGAAGACAAAAACUUUUCCAAUGGUCUACAUAUGAUUGGCCUAUCACAAGGCGGAUUAUUUGUCAGAGCUUUAGUUCAAAAAUGUAAUCUUACGAAUGUCGGUGCUGUUGUUUCUAUUGGAGGUCCUCAGCAAGGAAUCUUUGGUAUACCAAAAUGCACCGGUGAAGGUCUCAAUCAAGCCUGCUUGCUAAUGAACGAACUACUUUCCUAUGGAGCAUACACUCACUUUAUCCAGAGUCAUGUGGUCCAAGCACAGUACUGGCAUGAUCCACUAAAAGAAGAUGUAUAUCGACAAUAUUCACAAUUUUUGGCGGAUAUUAAUCAAGAAAAUGAAAUAAAUGAGAUUUACCGUGAGCGAAUUAGAAAUAUAAGACGGUUGGUUUUAGUGGAAUUUUUAGACGAUACAAUCCUUAUUCCGAAAGAAUCAGAGUGGUUCGGCUUUUACCAAGGUGGUACAACAUCAAAUAUAACCAAACUAGAGGAUAGUCCUCUAUAUACUGAAGAUCGUUUAGGUCUUCAAACACUUGACAAAAGAGGUGACUUACAUUUCCUAAGAAAAGACGGAGACCAUUUAAGAUUCGAUGCGUGGUGGUUUUCCCAUAAUAUUGUAAUUCCUUUUCUGAAUUGAUUUCUUGUCAACUAGUACAGAUGAACUUUAUUUUCAUAGAAAUUACUGAAGACCAGGUAACCUUCUGGAUGAUUAAUAACAGUUACCUACUAAAUCAACCUUUCUUCUAACUGAUAUUUGUAAAACUUGAUUGUUUAUAUGUAAAUCAACUUUGAUAUCAUGCAAUACAUUAUUUAAAAUCACGUAGAAUGUUAUCAUAUAUAAUUUCCCUACUGAUGAACCGCAUUUUCAUCUAAAAACAGAAAUCUUUAAAUCGUGUUCUUGAAUUUGUUUCCUUUUAGUCGUGG
This is a messenger RNA of Trichobilharzia szidati, 1206 nucleotides long. The record is from the annotation of a GenBank genome assembly. NCBI's taxonomy places the organism in Eukaryota, Metazoa, Platyhelminthes, Trematoda, Strigeidida, Schistosomatidae.